This is a messenger RNA of Boeremia exigua, 2004 nucleotides long. RefSeq names its product nonsense-mediated mRNA decay protein 3. The record is from RefSeq and is a predicted model, not a curated record. Gene Ontology annotation, biological process: ribosomal large subunit export from nucleus. Gene Ontology annotation, molecular function: ribosomal large subunit binding. Gene Ontology annotation, cellular component: nucleus; cytoplasm. The transcript has a single exon. Lineage: Eukaryota; Fungi; Ascomycota; Dothideomycetes; Pleosporales; Didymellaceae. The coding region runs from base 154 to 1689 and encodes 511 amino acids.
GUGCAUUUGAAAGCAGACAUUUGCCCCAGGACGCUAUACAAGCACUCCACGCCUCACACGCCCGAUAACCUCCCGGCGAGGAAUACACAGAGGAAACUCUUCUUAAGAAUACAUAUAUCCACCUCCCCGUUCGCUCCCAAGAUACCCGCAGCCAUGGAGAUUGACGGUGGCAUGGCCUUUGCGCCUCAGCAGAAGAACGCAGCGACGAUUCUCUGCGCGGACUGCGGUGCGCCCGUCGACGGCACUAUCUCUGGCGCUUUCUGUUACGACUGUAUCAAGCUCAAGACCGAUGUCACAGCGGGUGUCCAGCGCGAAGCAAUCCUGCUCAUGUGCCGUGACUGCGAUCGAUGGCUCUCACCACCUACCUCCUGGGUCGUUGCCUCACCCGAGUCGCGCGAGCUGCUCGCUCUGUGCCUGCGAAAACUGCGAGGACUGAACAAGCUGAGGAUCAUCGACGCCAGCUUCAUCUGGACAGAACCCCACAGCAGGAGAAUCAAGGUCAAGAUUACAGCCCAAUCUGAGAUCAACGAGGGCGCCAUCAUGCAGCAGACCUUCGAAGUCGAGUUCAAGCAAAACUACCACCAGUGUCCCGACUGCGCGAAGAGUUACACACACAACACAUGGAGAGCCUGCGUGCAGGUGCGACAGAAAGUUCCCCACAAGAGGACAUUUUUGUACCUCGAGCAGUUGAUCUUGAAGCAUGGCGCACACAAGGACACAAUCAAUAUCAAAGAAGUCCACGACGGUAUUGAUUUCUUCUUCGCACAGCGGAAUCACGCCAUCUCCUUCUGUGACUUCUUGAAGGCGACCGUACCAGUCAACAUCAAGGACUCGCAAGAGCUGAUCUCCCACGACAUCCACACGUCGACCAAGAACUACAAGUUCUCAUACUCCGUCGAACUCGUGCCAAUUUGCAAGGACGACCUGGUCGUUCUCCCUAUCCCUCUGGCAAAGAAGAUUGGCAACAUCUCGCCCCUUGGCCUCUGCACACGCAUUGGUACAUCCGUACAGAUCAUCGACCCCUCCACCCUCCAGACUGCCGACGUCGACACAAAGCUGUACUGGCGCACCCCUUUCCGCCCGCUCGCAGAUGUGCAAGAACUCACCGAGUUCAUCGUGCUCGACAUCGAGCCCCUAGGCAAGUCCGCCGGGCGACACUUCCUGGCUGAAGCUACCAUUGCGCGAGCCUCAGACAUGGGACGCACCGACCAGACCUACUACUGCCGCACCCAUCUUGGUGGAAUCCUGCACGUGGGCGACAGCGUCAUGGGUUACCUGCUCGCCAACGCCAACUUCAACAGCGACCUCUUCGACGUGCUCGAACAGAACAACAAGUACGCCGCCGCGAUCCCGGACGUUGUGCUUGUCAAGAAGUUCUACCAGCGCGCCAAGAAGAACAAGAACAAGCGCAACUGGCGCGUCAAGCGCAUGGGCAAGGAGGAGGGCGAGAUGCUGCCCCGCAAGCAGGAUCAAGAGAAGAUGGAGCGCGACUUCGAGAUGUUCUUGCAGGAUGUCGAGGAGGAUCCCGAGCUGCGGGCGACCAUGGCGCUGUACAAGGCGCAGCAGGAGCAGCAGCAGAGAGAGGCCGACGCCAUGGAGACCGAGGAUGAAGAUGAGAAUGACCAGGGGCUGGCGAUUCCCAUGGAGCAAUUGCUGGACGACUUUGAGGACAUGACUAUGAAGGAGUAGACGGGGUCAAGUUCGGGUCCAGGGCUGGUAGUUGCGAACGUUCUGCUGCAUUUUGAGGCGUUAGUGGUCUAAAAAGGGCAUGAUGGAGAUGGGACGGUAGAGGAUUGGGCGCAUUUGGUAUUGCAGAUACUCUGAAUAGUGUGGGCCUCAACGGCCUUCACAAAAGAAACCUUAUCUCCUCGCACGAAUUCUUUGAACUACAUCGCUCACUGAAUAUCUCCAGCUGAUACCUACCUUGAAGUGGCGUUUGAUGCGCUCUUGAUCUGCUCCACAAGACCGAGACUGAUCAACGUGAAGCGUCUCACGUUCUGGUCG